AUGGAAAAUAGUAAAACUCCAGAAAUGAAAUAUUUUAAGUAUUCUUCUAUAGAGGAUGUUCAUUUAACAACUCCAAAGUCUGCACACAGAGCUUUGGAUGGAAAAGUUGCUAAAUCAAACACUAGAUCUCGCCUUCGUAAAAACUUAAUAACUCCUCGAAAACUUUUUGAUGAUAUGGUAGUAAACCAGGUACUCGAUCACUGUAAUGUUAUUGCUGAUAAUCGAAACAAGACAACUUCGUGUAGCAAGAAAGAAGACAAUGACUUCAUUGAUUUGAGAUGUCUGGAAACAUUUCUGGAUGAACCAACCUAUGGAAAAUUUCCUGAAAGGGAAAAUAUUGAUCAAUUAAAUAAUUUAUUAAAUUACAUGGAAGACCUUACAACAAAAGAUGUCAAUGAAGGAUGUAUAUCAUUCAGAAAAAAUUGUACUCCCCCAAGUCGAGCUGGAGAAAGAAGAAAUGGAGGUACUGAUUAUAGUAUUGAUAGUAAUGCUAUAAAAAGAAAUUAA
Molecule: messenger RNA, 507 nt
Organism: Strongyloides ratti
Lineage: Eukaryota; Metazoa; Nematoda; Chromadorea; Rhabditida; Strongyloididae
Exons: 3
Coding region: 1-507 (168 amino acids)
Source: RefSeq, a predicted model, not a curated record